Messenger RNA from Colletotrichum aenigma, 753 nucleotides. RefSeq lists its product as uncharacterized. Bases 1 to 753 code for a protein of 250 amino acids. Lineage: Eukaryota; Fungi; Ascomycota; Sordariomycetes; Glomerellales; Glomerellaceae. The record is from RefSeq and is a predicted model, not a curated record. The transcript is spliced from 3 exons.
AUGUCGACAAUGAGAUAUCUCUUGGUUACGGCAUGGCUCGCGAGUCGCUCGACUCCAAGCAGAGCAUCCUUGCUCAACGCGGACGAGGGUAUCGACAGCACCAUUAACGAUGAAGAUGAACGACUUGGCAAGGGGAAGGGCAAGGGAAAAGGGAAAGGGAAAGGAAAGGGUAAAAACAGAGACCAAGGUCCGUCUGUAAACCCAGAGCUGGAGCUUGCACCCGGCGCCAACACCGAAGCCUUGCCCGCCGUACUUGGACCGGGCCGAGUUGACGCACCUACCGACGGAGCCAUCAACAACGGCUUGGAAGAAGCCAGAGGUGGCGGGGGAACAGAAGGCGUGACAGCUGAGGAACCACCACCACCUCCCCCGCCGCCAGAGGAGCCCCCUCAGCAAGAGCCUCCUCCGCCUCCUCCACCUCCUGAGGAGCCGCCGCCGCCGCCUCCUCCACCACCACCCCCUCCUCCGCAGACCACUCCCCAGGCGCCCCCUCCGACAACUUCUUCACAGAUCAGACCAUCUCCGACGACGUCUCUACUUGUUCCUCUCAACACCCGUUUUCUCUGUGCCGAGUUUCCCUCAGCCGAGUUCACCACCGUCAAGGCCGCCACCGCAGAGUUCAUCAACUCCUACCUUCGUUCCUCCGCAAAGUUCAUCCACGUCUAUCGUUGUACUGCCGCCGCCGCCGCCGCCGCCUUCGCCUCCCACGACAAAUCCACCUGUCCAGACAUUGCCGCCUGCUCAACCAACUGA